CGUCCAGCUCGUGCUUGAUACGAAGCGGAUAUUUAUGUGACCAGGCAGUUUGUUGGUCACUUUUGGCCUAUGCCAUCGCCAGCAUGAGCCUAAUGGGAAUCGAUCUGUCUCUUAACGGGACGGCCUUAUUGAAACCAAAUGACACAGGAGAACAAGCUGCUCUCUAUGAAGUCAAGGUGUUCAACAUCACCCUUUCUUCGAUAGCUCUGUGCGUCCUAACAGUGACAGGAAUCAUCAGCUGUAUCUCGUACAGAAGACACAGAAGGAAGUGUAAACGGGCGCGUGUCUAUGAGAGUGCCGUGGCCAGCGAGUUUCCUGAAGAGCCAGGGGGUGUUAUGUGUGUGAGGAAAACCCAUAGUUUCCGUAACCCGCUCGCCCUGUUCAGAAGACAGGAGGGGCUGAAGGACAACUCACGCAUCCAGUACAUCUACACCAACCCUCUGCCUGUGGGCCACGAGGAGGACAGGGUCCUCCCUCACACCGUGUCCAUACACACUCCACUCACACUGCAGGACUACGCCAACAACCCCACCAGCGGCAUCAUCCUGGCCCCGCCCAUCUUUUACAUGCAGCUGUAGAAAGUUAGUGUUUGAAGAACAGUUUGCACAUUGUCAUGUCAUCCCAAACCCGCAUCACGCUCUUUCUUACGUAGACCACAAAAAGAGACGUUUUGAGAAAUGCUGCCCAUCUUUUUCCAACACUUUAAUUGGCAUAAUACAGCUGUUUAAAGCGUGCUUUACAAAAGAAGCAGAACGUGAAUUACAUCCACCAGAAAAGCAGAUAGAGAUCAAGACUGAGAGAGAACGACAGGGAAAAAUCACUGGCGAUCGUUACGAUGAUGACCAAUAAAAUCAGUCAACAAUAUCUUUACACAAUCGGCUGAGUUUCUCGGAUCAGCCAAUCCAGAGCCUCCUUCCUGCCUUGCCGCUCGAGCUCCGCCCCAAUCGUCUCCCGGCAUUUCUUGUGGUAGUCAUUCAACCAGUCACGCUGCAGGAAGACAAGCAUGUAUUAAUAGAGCAAUCCAUGCUAUAAUGAAAGCCAUUUCACAGACGUUUAAUGGAGAGGUUUACACUUCGAGUUUUUAAGUACACUCUCAAGUACAUGUAUGUGGAUGCAAUUUGAUGUAAAUUACCUAAUUUUAAAGUAAUGGUGUGAAUACUGUUAAACAUGCGUUUUGAAUUUUUUUGUGGUAGCCUGUUUUUGGCCAUAAGGUGGCAACACUAACCUCGGCCUGUGGUUCCACAUUCAAAAACAAAAACAAAAUCUAUGAAGGCGGAAAAAAAAUGCCUAUGCAACUGGAGUAUUGCUUUGAAAGGUUGUGUGCUCCGCUACAAGUGUAUGCUAGCAUCAGUUUCAAUAUGUUUACUUUUAGGUUUAGAUAGCUUAAAUCAUUUUUAGAUAAUUUAUUAGAUUUCUUAAAAAAAAAAAAACACUUUGUAACAA
Molecule: messenger RNA, 1443 nt
Organism: Carassius carassius (crucian carp)
Lineage: Eukaryota; Metazoa; Chordata; Actinopteri; Cypriniformes; Cyprinidae
Exons: 4
Coding region: 84-578 (164 amino acids)
Source: RefSeq, a predicted model, not a curated record